Paramacrobiotus metropolitanus is the source of this 1356-nucleotide messenger RNA. RefSeq lists its product as uncharacterized. Lineage: Eukaryota; Metazoa; Tardigrada; Eutardigrada; Parachela; Macrobiotidae. The transcript is spliced from 6 exons. The record is from RefSeq and is a predicted model, not a curated record. The coding region runs from base 788 to 1318 and encodes 176 amino acids.
UUAAUUUUGCACCGGUACAUUUUUUGCACAGACAGAGUAUAUAGAAAACCCGUUACGUUCCGCAUAUUGGGUAUGCAGACAGGCAGUGCGUGCUUAAUCGGGAAAAUCGGUACAAAUUUCAUGCCAAAAUAAAAGCACUUCCCCGGACGAAAUGACGGUUUCAAAUGUGCAGAGAUUGUAAUUAUUGAUUAGGUGUUGAAAUAUAUGCUAUCGUUAUGGAAAAUUCGGAAGCGGAAGGGGACAUAAAAGGAAUCAGCCGGAGUCCUCCUGUGGAUACGGAAAAUGUCAACGACAGUAUGCAGAACAACGCCCCAAAAACUGACCGCAUGGACGGGCUACUUUGCGGAAACCGGGUGGAAACGUCGCCCGGCUGCGCUUCCGAUACGGCUGAUGUCGAAGCUUGCUGCAGGGGCGGGGGAUCCGCAAUGGAGACUGCAAAACACUGUCAACGUGAGCGAAAUAAUCUGUCGGUUCUAUCAGUUGCCCUUAUUGAUCUACCAUCUGGCGACUGCACGCACAAUCUCCGAUAUAACAAACAAAAGGACAUUUCGCCCAAUCUUGCCGGCAAAUAUGUUUGGCAGCGAGUACGCACAUGUCAGCAAUUCGCGCGAUGUAAUGCUGCAAAAGCCGGUGGCGCCGUGUGUGCGGCGUACGAAAUCGCUUACGGAGACCAGAUUGCCGUGUUCUCCGCGUUCAUGAUGUCCGUCCUUAAAGCUCAGCAGAUCCCGCUUGUUUACAGAUUUAGCUUGUUCAACCGCAGACCUCGCCGCAGCGAGCACUGCUGCGAAUGCAGGAGAAAGGUCAAGAUGACAAACUUCGUUUGGCGCAGUUCGUCGCCAUGCUGCCUGGGUUCGAGAUCGUUAGUCUGGGUGAUCCCGGACAAAAUUACUACACAUUACCGGGGCCGGAACACAUUCACGCCAACAACUACUGGAUGGAGAUGAUGGGUUUGGAUCCUGAAUUCCUUCGGUUCUGCUACAAAUUCACUGCUGUAUUCAACGGAAUCGGGCUGACGCUGACGGAAUCCUAUCUGCUUCUGGCCGCAGUAUUUUUUUAUCCGCGCUCAACUACCGCGUCGGAUAAACCGGCACUCGAACAACUGCACGCGUUUUAUACGGAUGCGCUGACGUACACGAUCGGCUAUCGCUGCCGGAAUCCGGAGGAACGCGCCGCUGUCUACCACAAACUGAACGAAGCGGCCAAAAUGUUCCCCACGGUGCACCAGGUUGCUCUUGCGCGGUAUCAAACUGUCGACCGGAUGGUGCCACCGUUUCCUGCACCGCUGAGGACGCUGCUUCAGGACUGCUUGAAACAAUAAUUACUGUGCUCGUAUCGAGCCAUACGUACGAAUGGCAC